AUGGCCUAUUACGAUAACAACAACACCUGGGGUGCUUCGACCCCGACCAGGCAAGGUUGGGAGCAACCUGCGGCGCCGUCGCGUUCUGGGAACAGUUCAACGGUCAACCGCGAACCCGACUCUUCGAGUGGGACCAUUGCGUUCCUCCACCAAUUCGAAGUCAAGAGCGGCAAGCCUUUCCCUCCUCCGCCAGCGAGGCGCGACUCUAUGCCGAUGAUGCCUGCGCGUCCAGCGGGCCCAGCGGUGGACUAUGGAAUGGCAUCUCGUCACUCCGUUGCUGAGUUUGAUGGCGGGCGCCCUGGCUCGUCCUCCAACCUGCAAAGCUUCUAUGCCAACCAACGUUACGGUCCCCGUACCGAAGGUGAUCCGGCCGCUCAAGCCAAGCGCCGAGCCGCCGCCGCUCGCGAACGCGAACUGCGCAACUACCAUCAGGAGCAACAAUACAACCGCAGUACGUCUAAUCUCCUCGUCACCCCGGAGCUCAGUUCACGUGGAGCCCCGCGAGAUGAAGGGUUUCAACUGACGUGCCCCUCAGGCGUCGUGGCUGACGUUUCUGGCAACAACAAGUCUGACCGCUCGAUGAGCCCGAACACCAUGAGCGAAGACGAACGCCGUGAGCUCAUUGCCCGCCAACACCGUGCCCUGUACGGCAACGACUCGAGCCUGUACACCGAAGCCAGCCAACCUCCCUCCCAAGACGCGCGAGUCGCCACCGCCGGCAUCCGCGGCCACUCUCCCCUCGCCUUCGACCCCUAUUAUGGCCAAAACCCCCCACAAGGCACCGUACCCCCCCGUGACCCCUCCCAACCGUCCGACGCCUCCCAACCCCCCAACAAGGACGCCCCUCCCCCCCAACAAUCCCGCUCCCGUGCCAACUCUACCUCCUCCCCCGCCUCCACCACCCAACCCACCACCUUCUCCCUCUUCGACAACGCCAAUCCCCCCGCUCAACAAUCCUCCCGCACCUCCACCUCCUCCCCCGCCGGCUCCCCCACCACCCAACCUGGCAAAGGCUCCGCCCCCUCCUCCACCGGCACCGUCGCCCCCAUCGGCACCCGCCCCGCCGGCCCGCCGCAGAGCAAGCGCGCAACCACCCCCGGCCUGCCGAGCCCCUUGUCAUUCGGCUACAACGCCGGCGAGGGACUGUCCAACGAGCGCAGCACCAGCGCGACGACGUCGAGCGCGCAGGGUGCCGGCGUGGAGAAGCAAGUUAGCGGCCUGGGCGCGUGGGGGAACAACGGCGGUGUCUGGGGCACGAAGAGCGGAUUGGGAAUGCAGGCGGGUGUCGCGUGGAGUUGA
Eremomyces bilateralis CBS 781.70 is the source of this 1299-nucleotide messenger RNA. RefSeq lists its product as uncharacterized. The record is from RefSeq and is a predicted model, not a curated record. The transcript is spliced from 4 exons. Lineage: Eukaryota; Fungi; Ascomycota; Dothideomycetes; Eremomycetales; Eremomycetaceae. The coding region runs from base 1 to 1299 and encodes 432 amino acids.